CUGUGACGAAAUCCGGAUUCAGGAAGGGCAUCGCACCUCUUAGUAAAAGCGUCGCUGGGUCUUCCCUUCGGAUUUCUCUUCGUCGCAAUCUUAGUCCUAUGGAAAGAAAGCAAUAUUGCUUUGAAGAAUUGUGGCUGCAGCCAGGCUGCAGGAACCAGGCUCUGCCAGUUGUGUCAUGGUACCACCGUAAACGCUGGGUAUGCUCCCAUUCCGGGCAAUUGAGAGCCAGACAUUGAGCAACCUGGAGAGCGUCUAGCCCAGCUACGUGGCAACGAAAACAAGUAGAUCCUGAUCCUCACAAGGCCUCACCCGCCGUGAUCUAGUCGUUCCUGCUUAUGCUGUACCACUCUGGCAGCUAAGCGAGGCUAAGGAAACCUGUCAGCCGACUGCCCGCUUCAGAAGCUGCUGGGUAUUACCCUGUCCCACAGAAUUUCAACUUCACCUAACUGAACAGGUCACAACUUCAUUAAUGUUUGCCACGACGACCAGUUUCCCCAAAGACCUUGUGCACCAUGUUUACACAAGAGACGAAGACCUUCCAUUUACACAUGAUGGCAACGAUGCAUUCAUUGCCAACAGCCGCAACGUCGACAGGGUCAAAAGAACCUCUGGCUCUGACGGGGGUCUACUGUAUGCCCGGAAAACCCUUACAAUCGAUGAGCGAGGUAAAGAAGGCCCAGUGGCUAAACGAAAACUCCUCGAGGAAGCAAAAACUCUCCUCCAAGCUCGCCAUGGCCACGUCGUGAAACUUAUCGAGACGUACUUUUUUGUGUCCGAGCAUUAUACCCGUUUCGCAAUCGUCAUGGAGCGUGCAGAUGCGAAUCUGGACGUUUAUCUUACUCACAGGACGAGUCUCAAGAAAAUUAGUCAAUUAGCGGGAUGGUUUGGAUGCCUAGUAGGCGUCACUUCCCAUAUACAUGGGUUGGGCAUACGACACAGGGACAUUAAGCCCUCGAAUAUCCUAAUCAAGGGUAAACGAGUCCUCUUGGCAGAUUUUGGCAUAUCAAAAAUGGGCCUUGGUAAAACGAUGCCAACGACGAUACCUGCGUUUGCUCGUGAGAGGACAAAGGAUUAUUGCGCUCCCGAGGUAGAAGAUGGAAGCACCCGCGGUCGGUCAGCGGACAUCUUCUCCUUAGGGGCAGUGUUUCUCGAAAUGCUUAUAGCUCAUUCCUAUUAUCCAGAGCGUCAAAGUCUUGAUGACAAAUUAACGUCAGACGGCCAUCGUUCUUACGCCAGAUCUGUUGAUCAGGUGCACCAGUUUAUGGACAGAAUAGAGCGAGAGUUGCGACCGGACAAGUGGUUCCUCAAAGUUAUCUCACACUGUCGGGCGAUGUUACACGUGGAGCGAGAUCAACGGCCGUUAGCCGAUGAGUUAAAUUUGGCUUGGCUGAGCCUGCAGCCCUCAGAUCUCCCGCUGGCUCCUUGCACAUGUUUUAGGGGUGUAGACGUAUCGGACGACAACAAGCUAGUUGAGCUAUGUAGGACUGGUUCACUAGAACAAGUGGAAGCCUACCUCGCUAGUGGACGAGACCCGAAUACCUUAGGAGCGAUACAUCAAGCCUCUGCCCGUGGCUGUGGGAAAAUUGUGCAGAGUUUGCUACUGCAUAAGGCUGAUGUCAACCUAAGGGACUGUAGCGGGCAGACGGCACUUCAUUGUGCCGCUGGAUAUGGGCACACGGAGGUGGUUGGAAUGUUACUAGAGAAGGGGGCCGAUGUUCAGCUAAAGGAUGACGAGGGACAGACAGUGCUUCAUUGUGCGGCUGGACAGGGGCAUCGGAGCGUGGUUGAAUUAUUACUAAGCAAGAAUGUUGAUAAUCAGGCAACGGACGCAGAGGGACGGACUGCACUUCACUUUGCGGCUAGAAGGGGACACGGCGACGUGGUUAGAAUGCUGUUAAGCGGAGGCGCCCACACUGAAGUAAUGGAUGCUAAAGGGCGGACAGCACUUCAUUUCGCGGCUGGAUAUGGGUCUGAAAAAGUGGUCGAAAUGCUUCUGAAGGCUGUAGACAAAUAUGUCAUUGACGCACAAGAUGUAGACGGACAAACGGCGCUUCACUUUGCGGCUAGAGGAAAGCAAGCUAGAGGGAAGUACGACGCAGUAAGAAAAAUGCUAAUAGAAAAGGGGGCCGAUCCACGCUAAAGGAUUGCAGUGGACGGACAGCGUGUUGGCAUGGAGAGUGAUGACAGCACACUGAUGUCCCAGGGAAGGUACGCGGGAGAGAACCGCACUAUGCGCUUAACGUACCUGAUGAGUUGCAUUUGAUAACGGCAUGCGGACUGUAAAAACGCCCGCUUAUGGAAGUCCUCGCUCGAUUGACCUUCUAGGGCUUUUUCCUAAUCGCGGAAUGUAGUAUUUUAGAUGCAUUCCAUCUCUGAUUCUGGUAUAUCAAGUGGAACUCUUGUGAAAUCGUUACUUAGUUUCUAUUGCAUCGUUUGGCUUGGUUCUAGUCGCUCUAAUUUGCUACUUAGGCGAUAAAUAAGACUGACUUCAUUACGUCUCUAUCUAUAGAUAAUGAAGUGGCCCUUGUGUAGACAGUAUAGAUGUUUCCUUUGCAAUAUAUUGCAUUAAAGAAGGCUUAACAAUUGAAACCUUUAUCUCUGG
Messenger RNA from Pseudogymnoascus verrucosus, 2602 nucleotides. RefSeq lists its product as uncharacterized. The record is from RefSeq and is a predicted model, not a curated record. NCBI's taxonomy places the organism in Eukaryota, Fungi, Ascomycota, Leotiomycetes, Thelebolales, Thelebolaceae. Gene Ontology annotation, molecular function: protein kinase activity; ATP binding; protein binding. The transcript is spliced from 2 exons. Bases 470 to 2140 code for a protein of 556 amino acids. Gene Ontology annotation, cellular component: nucleus; cytoplasm. Gene Ontology annotation, biological process: protein phosphorylation.